GCCUGCCACUCAACACAAAACUGGAAAACACAAAAAUCUCCUGACUCUGACGUUAUUUCUCUAUUCAGCAAAAUAUCCAGAUAUUACCAAUCAAAUUUACCGCCACGCGUUUUAGGGAAGAUAACACUGUCUGCCGUUAUUCUGUCAAGUAUGUGCGCGUGGAGGACAUGGCACACCGGCUGCGCUACUUAGACACCGGACUGACCGCACCGGGGAACUGCGAUGCCUGAAAAAAAACGCGGAGAAAACUGAGGUUGAGUUUUGGGGAUUUUAUUUUGUGAAGAGUCUCCGGGUGGAACUGGUUCCCUCUUCUGUCAGUCUGUUACUGGGUACAACUCACGGGGGGCAGUCAUGUUCACUUGGAGUAAGGCUUGCGGUGCCUCGCGAUGUCGGGCCGUUGCUGGAGGGAGGCAUACGGCCCGGAACGGCACCGGGACAUCAUCUUCCUCCUCGUGUGACCUGGGUCCCGGUGCCAGUCAGCGGCUCUACUGCACGUGUCUGCUGCUACUGCUGGUUCUGACACCGAGAGUGGACUCUUCGUGGUGGUACAUUGGUGCAUUGGGAGCACGUGUGAUCUGUGACAACAUCCCAGGGCUGGUCAAUAAGCAGCGUCAGCUGUGCCAACGCCAUCCUGAUGUCAUGACCUCUCUCGGAGCGGGAGCUCAGGACUGGAUCAGGGAGUGUCAGCACCAGUUUAGACAUCAUCGCUGGAACUGCUCCACCCUGGACCGAGACCACACCGUUUUCGGACGAGUCAUGCUUCGGAGUAGCCGUGAGGCAGCGUUUGUGUAUGCGGUGUCGUCUGCAGGCGUGGUCUACGCCCUUACAAGGGCCUGCAGCCAGGGGGAGCUGAGGAGCUGCUCAUGCGACCCUGGGAAACGGGGCCGAGCAUCUGAUCAGCGAGGAGACUUUGACUGGGGCGGCUGCAGCGACAACAUCAACUAUGGGAUAAAGUUUGCAAAAGUUUUUAUAGAUGCCAAGGAGAAGACUGUCCGGGAUGCCAGGGCUCUGAUGAACCUUCACAACAAUCGCUGUGGACGCGUGGCAGUGAAGCGUUUUAUGAAGUUGGAGUGUAAGUGUCAUGGCGUGAGUGGCUCCUGUACGCUGCGGACCUGCUGGUCGGCCAUGUCGGACUUCCGCAAGACUGGGGACUUCCUCCGGCGUAAAUAUAAUGGAGCAGUGGAGGUGACCAUGAAUCAGGAUGGCACAGGGUUCACCACAGCCAAUCAGGACUUCAGAAAGGCCACUAAGAAUGAUCUGGUCUACUUUGAGAACUCUCCAGAUUACUGUCUGACCGACAAACAAGCAGGAUCUCUGGGCACUGCUGGGCGUGUGUGUAAUAAGUCGUCUCGUGGCACUGAUGGCUGUGAGGUCAUGUGUUGUGGGCGUGGUUAUGACACCACACGUGUGACGCGUGUCACUAAGUGUGAGUGUAAGUUUAAGUGGUGCUGUGCCGUUGAAUGCAGAGACUGCGAGGAAGCAGUGGAUAUUCACACGUGCAAGCCCCCUAAGCGCGCCGAUUGGCUGGACCAGACUUGAGGCCACACCCAUGAUCAUAGCUCCUGCCCUCUGCAGGUUAACCUUUGGCACAUGGUGUUCUGGGAUGUGUCCAAACUGUUCUACGUCCGGCCUCCUUCCUCAUUGCAUGGCUUUUACUGCUGUCUCUGUGAAACUGCACAUCCCGUCACCCACCUGGGGUUCUGAACUACAACUCCCAAAUCUCUCCUCUACUGCACAUGCUCAGAUUGACACAUUUGUUUGGGCUGGAAUGUCAAGUGACAAGAAUGGAGCUCUGUGAUUGGGUGAUGAAAACUACAGACAGGGAUUGUGGGUUACGUAGAGGUCGUUUUCUAUUGUGUUGAUAGAUCAAAAGGAUUGCUGCUUUAAAGACACAUUACAUAACUAAGGCCCCUAGGCCUAACUGUAUCAUCCCCUAUGAACCAAUAUCACUGUGUAUAAUCCAAUAUCAUCUAUAUAAUCCAAUAUCAUCUAGUAUAUUCCAGUAUCAGCUACAAACAUUCCAUAUCAUCCUGUCUAUUCCAGUGUCAUCCUGUAUCCCCCAGUAUCAUCCCAUAUCAUUCAAUAUAAUCCAAUAUCAUCCAGUAUCAUCCCAUAUCAUUCAGUAUAAUCCAAUAUCAUCCAGUAUCAUCCCCUAUCAUCCAGUAUAAUCAGGUACCAUCCAGUAUCAUCCUGUAUUAUCUAGUAUUAUCCAUUAUCAUCCCAGAUCACCCACUAUAAUCAGGUAACAUCCAGUAUCAGCCCAUAACAUCUUAUCAGUCAGUAUCAUCCAGUAUCCUCCCAUAACAUCUUAUCAGUCAAUAUCAUCCAAUAUCCUCCCAUAACAUCUUGUCAGUCAAUAACAUCCAGUAUCCUCCCAUAACAUCUUGUCAGUCAAUAUCAUCCAGUAUGAUCCCAUAAUAUCUUAUCAGUCAGUAUCUUGUUUCACAUAUCUUAUGGGGAAACAUUUAUUUUGUCUGGCCUGUUGAAAUGGAUAGACAGGAACAAGCUCUGUGACAGGAAGAACGAAGUGGACAGAUAACAAACUUUAAUCGGAACUUUGUGGACUGAAGCAAAACGCUGUACUGGACUGAAACAGAAUGCUGUACUGGACUGAAUCAGAACGCUGUACUGGACUGAAUCAGAACGCUGUACUGGACUGAAACGGAGCGCUAUACUGGAUUGAAACAACACUGUACUGGACUGAAACAGAACGCUGUACUGGACUGAAACGGAACGCAAUACUGGAUUGAAACAACACUGUACUGGACUGAAAGCUGUACUGGACUGAACCAUUUAUUAAAAGGGAUGUUCUGUCUCACCUCUCUGAUAUUGAAUGAAAGUACAGCGAGGAGAAUGACAUCACAUCUCCUUGUUUCCGCUGUUGUUUUACUGUCCAACUGAUGUCUUUAAAUACAAUGUGUUGAUGUAU
Esox lucius (northern pike) is the source of this 2929-nucleotide messenger RNA. Its product is annotated as protein Wnt-2b-A. The coding region runs from base 352 to 1539 and encodes 395 amino acids. Gene Ontology annotation, biological process: neuron differentiation; multicellular organism development; canonical Wnt signaling pathway. Lineage: Eukaryota; Metazoa; Chordata; Actinopteri; Esociformes; Esocidae. The transcript is spliced from 5 exons. Gene Ontology annotation, molecular function: cytokine activity; frizzled binding. Gene Ontology annotation, cellular component: extracellular region. The record is from RefSeq and is a predicted model, not a curated record.